This is a messenger RNA of Cydia fagiglandana, 1566 nucleotides long. RefSeq lists its product as uncharacterized. Lineage: Eukaryota; Metazoa; Arthropoda; Insecta; Lepidoptera; Tortricidae. Bases 83 to 970 code for a protein of 295 amino acids. The record is from RefSeq and is a predicted model, not a curated record. The transcript has 2 exons. Gene Ontology annotation, molecular function: protein binding.
GUAGAGAACUGAAGAAUUUGAUUACUGUUAGUUUGGCUUUUGUUAAAUUGAAUUUCCCUGUGUUUUCAGUCCAGUACGAAAAAUGCUUAAGAUACACCUAACGAAAACAAGCACGGCUAAUGGGUUGCAAAUUUCAUUUGACAUUCUAUGCAUUGGAGGUACCAAUUUUUAUAAAACUACUUAUAAUGAUACUCGUAUUACUGUUAAUGAUCUGGUAAACGUGGAAUUUGAGUUUUCUCAAGAUAAUGAUGCCAGUAUUAAAACUAAGUAUAUUGCGAGAAAAAUCCUUAGAUACUGUACUGUGAAAAUAAAAGUUAAUAAUUCUGCAGAGAAAAUUUGCUCAGACGAACCAACUUGGGAAGUUAUUGGUGAUACACUUCCAAAAUUAAGUUAUAGGACAACAAAUUGGGCAAAACCAGCGCCAAAUGACGUAUUUGUAUUUCAUAUUGAUGUCACUAUAAGUGCAUUCAAGGUUGAGGCCACAAUUUACAAGAAACUAUGUGAUGACACCGAGUUCACUGACUUCCAGCUGACUACCUCAGAUGGCAGUGUGGCCGUCCACAAAGCACACCUCGCUGCUCUCAGCGACGUUUUUAAAGCAAUGCUUUGUCGGCGAGAAUGGAAGGAGACAAAUGAAGGCCAUAUACAGAUGUCAGGCGUCUCACUCCAGACCCUACAGCACUUAAAAGACUACAUGUACAUGGGAACUCUGCCCGCUGAUGAACUACUACUACCGUUGCUGUCCAUCGCUUCAUGCUACAUGAUCACAGAACUUAGAAAUGAAUGCAUAUCAAAGCUGACUCAGAUUAUUAGACCAGAAAACUUGUAUGAUAUCUUGAAAUACUCCUUUGAAAAUGAAAUACCUGAACUGACAUUUUCUAUAAUGAGGGCGACCCCUGAGGGUGUUCUUGCAGAUGCUGAAAAAGCAUUAUUGGAGAAGCGUAGCAAGGAAGAAAUAAAGGAGGAAUAACUUGAUUUACUAAUUUUGGAAGGGGCCUGAGCGGGAGAAAUACUUCUUUUUGGUUCAUUAAUACAAUCAACCAUUUUUAGGGUUCCGUAGCCAAAUGGCAAAAAAACGGAACCCUUAUAGAUUCGUCAUGUCUGUCUGUCUAUCUGUCUGUCUGUCUGUCCGUCCGUAUGUCACAGCCACUUUUUUCCGAAAGUAUAAGCACUAUAUAUACUGGUGAAACUUGGUGAGUAGAUGUUUUCUGUGAACCGCAUUAAGAUUUUCAUACAAAAAUAGAAAAAAAAAACAAUAAAUUUUUAGGGUUCCCCAUACAUAGAACUAAAACCCAAAAAUUUUCUUUUCAUCAAACCCAUACGUGUGGGGUAUCUAUGGAUAGGUCUUUAAAAAUGAUAUUGAGGUUUCUAAUAUCAGUUUCUUCUAAACUGAAUAGUUUGCGCGAGAGACACUUCCAAAGUGGUAAAAUGUGUGUCCCCCCCCUGUAACUUCUAAAAUAAAAGAAUGAUAAACCUAAAAAAAAUAUAUGAUGUACAUUACCAUGCAAACUUCCACCGAAAAUUGGUUUGAACAAGAUUUGGUAAGUCGUUUUUUUUAAUACGUCA